Messenger RNA from Caenorhabditis briggsae, 945 nucleotides. It is a transcript of the gene Cbr-srb-12, whose product is annotated as Protein CBR-SRB-12. NCBI's taxonomy places the organism in Eukaryota, Metazoa, Nematoda, Chromadorea, Rhabditida, Rhabditidae. Gene Ontology annotation, biological process: sensory perception of chemical stimulus. The coding region runs from base 1 to 945 and encodes 314 amino acids. The transcript has 4 exons. Gene Ontology annotation, cellular component: membrane. The record is from RefSeq and is a predicted model, not a curated record. Gene Ontology annotation, molecular function: transmembrane signaling receptor activity.
AUGCCUUCUCUACUUUACUUUAUAUUCAAACGGGUUGUAACUCUUCCGUUCCAUGGAAACCUCAAGUUCUUGCUCAUCUCUUAUUUUGGGGGAACCUUCUGCUUUGCAACAAUCACAUGUGUCAAUUUUGGAUAUCACUUCUUUCUCCCAUUUUUUGUUUCCUCUAAAUGCAGUUUGAUAAUUCCAAGAGUCCUCUUCGAACAUGGUCAUUUAACAUCACUUGUCUGUAUGACGAUCCCAAUGAUCCUUCCUGUUGGAUUCACAAUCGAACGAUUUGUUGCAUUGAUUAUGGCUCGUAGCUAUGAAAACGUGAGAACAUUUCUAGGUCCUCUUCUAGUUCUCGUUUUGACUGUGAUCGAUUGUUCCAUAUUAUAUGCAAUAUACCAUGACGAUCCGUUUACCGACAACUUUAUCAAUUUCAUUCUUAUACCAUCAAAUUCUGCUCAGAAGUUUAACAUGUUUUUCUGGGCGUUGGUGGUUAUUAAAGUUACGAAUUUCUUAUGUAAUUCAAUUUUACUGUUCAUUCACAAAAGAAUGGAAAAAAUAACCAUAAAACAUAGUUCCACAUUAUCAACAAAGUAUAAUAUGGAAGAGAUUUCACAGUCAUCCAGGUUCACUCUAACCGUCACCUUCGCACAUUUAUUAUUUUUUGGAUGGUAUGUGGGCUCUAUUCUGUUUAUCCGGACUGUUGGACCAGAUUUCUUUGGUGGAACAGUCAAUUAUAGCAUAAUGAGAGGUGUUUAUUGUGCAACUCCCACUUAUAAUUUGGUGAUUGUAUUCAUUGGAAUCAAAGCGAUUCGUCGUCUGAAUGUUCAAAGAAAAAACAGAAUAUCGUCUACAGUUCAAGUGAAAUCAACUGGUGAUGAAGGAGCGAAAAAUUAUGACAAUGCAAUUUCCAACUACUGGGAUACUGUAUAUACUGAAAAGAAAAAUGUUAAAUACUAA